Molecule: messenger RNA, 882 nt
Organism: Scleropages formosus (Asian bonytongue)
Lineage: Eukaryota; Metazoa; Chordata; Actinopteri; Osteoglossiformes; Osteoglossidae
Gene: clrn1
Product: clarin 1
Exons: 3
Coding region: 133-882 (249 amino acids)
Biological process (GO): equilibrioception; sensory perception of sound
Source: RefSeq, a predicted model, not a curated record
GGCGCAGCUGAGCCGCUCGAACCGCAGCAGGUCACUCAGUCAGCGUGCGUCUGUCCGCUAUAAUAAAGAUCACUUUAUUAUAGCUCGGGCUACAGGUCGGGCUACAGCAGCAGGGACAGGUAGGUAGCGAUCAUGUCGAACCGGCAGAAGAAGGCGCUGUUCUGCGUGUGCGGCGCCCUGAGCUUCGCGUGCGUGUUGGGCGCGGCCGUGGCCGUCGGGAGCCCGCAGUGGGUCAAGGGCUCCAUCCUGUGCCACACGGGCGCCGAGCUGGUCAACGCCACGGACAGCGAGCUGGAGCAGUUCGUGGGCAGAGUCGCCUACGGCCUUUUCCACGGACAGAGACUGCGGCAGUGCGGCCUCGGGGGGAGACCGCUGCGCUUCUCCUUUUUCCCGGACCUGAUGGGCGUGAUUCCGAUGGGCCUCCACGUCUCCGUGCUCCUGUUCUGCGCUCUGCUGGUGGUCUUCUCCUCGGUGACGUCGGCCUUCUGCCUGUACAACGCCUUCGGAAGCCCCUACGAAACGCUGCACGGCCCCCUGGGCCUCUACCUGUGGAACCUCAUCUCCUGUGAAACCAGGGUGCCGGAAGGUGACGCUUACCCAGAAUUCUGUGCGGCAGGCCUCUGCGGCAGUUUGGCGAUGAUCCUCUUUGCGUCCGAGGUGAAGGUUCACCGUUUGUCCGAGAAGAUCGCCAACUUCAACGAGAGGAGCUUCGUCUACAAGACGCAGGCGGAGCAGUUUGAUCGCUCGUUCUGGAUCAUCCUCUUCGUCUUCCUCACACACGCCGUCAACAUCCUGCUCGUUCGUCUGGCGGGAAUCCAGUUCCCCUUCCAGGAGGCCAAAGAGCCGGAGCUGAGCACCGGGGCAUCCGACCUCAUGUACUGA